Messenger RNA from Zea mays, 2256 nucleotides. Its product is annotated as calmodulin binding protein. Gene Ontology annotation, molecular function: protein binding. The record is from RefSeq and is a predicted model, not a curated record. Lineage: Eukaryota; Viridiplantae; Streptophyta; Magnoliopsida; Poales; Poaceae. Bases 149 to 1885 code for a protein of 578 amino acids. The transcript has 7 exons.
UUUUUGUUAUUAUUGAUUUUUUUUUUCCGCGCAGCCGAUUUCUUUUCGUCUCUCUCGCUCUCGCCUUCUCGGCGCAGCGCAGUACUACGAGCUAGCAGCACCAGGCUCUGAACCCCCUCCGGUCCGGUGCGCGGCAGAUUAGACUCCGAUGGGGAAGUCUCCGGCGAAGUGGAUCAAGUCCGUGCUCUUCGGGAAGAAGUCGUCGUCCAGGUCCGGCUCCACCAAGGCCAAAGAUUUAUCGAAAGGUGCGAGUAACAAAGGAGCUGCUGCUGCGGGGAAGGAGCCCGUGUUCUCUGAGAGCUCCCCAGUGAUCUCGGAGCCUGUGCUUGUUAGCGCCCACAACAAUGAGACCGUGCGGGAGGUGGCGAAGGGUGAGAAUUCCAGCGUGCAAGAAGUGCCAGUGACCGAUGUCAGUCAAGACUUGGAGAAGCAGGGCAGUGUGGGGUCUGAUACGUCCAAUGAUGCUGAGAGGGUGAAGGAAGAGCGAGCGGCCGUGAAGGCACAAGCUGCCUUCCGUGGUUAUCUGGCACGCCGAGCAUUCCGUGCCCUGAAAGGGAUCAUAAGACUACAGGCAUUGAUUCGGGGUCAUCUUGUAAGGAGGCAAGCUGUUUCAACUCUUCGUGCAACAUGGUUGAUUGUGAAGUUUCAAGCCCUGGUCCGUGGGAGGAAUCUUAGACUUUCUGAAGCUUCCAUUCAAGCAACCAUGGAACUUUCCCAACAGAACCUUGCGGGUGCUAAACCUGGUUCCUGGAAGGAGAAGUUGUCGUCAAAUGCAUUUGCUCGCAAGCUUCUAUCUUCAUCAAUUGUGGUUGAGGCUCUUCACUUCCAGUAUGAUGAGAUGGACCCUAAUUCAGCCUUCAAUUGGUUAGAGAGGUGGACGAUAAGUCAUGUCUGGAAGCCCGCUUCCCAACCAAGGAGAGUUAGUGCUGAUGCUAAGCCACAUACAAGGAAGGCCAGCUAUGCAAUGGAAACAGAGUCAGUGAAAUUAAAGCGUAAUGCACGGAGGAGCUCUGCAGGGCCAUUUGAACCUUCUCAAACAAACACUGCCAUUGAAAUUGAGAAGACAAGACGGAAUCCAAGGAAAUUAAGUAGCACUCCUGCUGAGUCAGUUCCUGAUGGCCAGUUAACAGAACUUGAGAAGGUUAAACGUAGCCUUAGGAAGGUUACUAAUUCCGUGGCUGAAACCUCGAAGGCAUCUAGUCCAAAAACUGAGAUUCCUAACCAUCAAGAGGUCCAAUGUGAGAGACCACUAAGAAGAGCAAAACAAGUUCCAAUUCAUCUUGAGAAUCAAGAGCCUGAUAAUGUUAAUCUGUCGGACAAUGCAAAGAUGGAUAUUCUGGUACCUGAUAUCCAGCCUGAUGUGGAAGUUGCUUCAGAUCCAGUCACCAUCACUAAUGAAGAAAAUGUUGAUGAACCACCAUCUGUUGUUGCUCCAGUGGCCGAAAUUAUGCCUCUGCAAGACAUCAACAACGAUGAAAAUGCUUUGGUGAAUGAUGUGGAAGAGAGAUCCAAAGAAGAACAUCCUUCUACUGAGAGCCUGAAAGGCAGCAAGAGGAGGUCUUCAUUCUCAGCUAAGCCUGAAUAUCCAGAAAAUGGCUCCAAAAAUUCUCCAGCUCUGCCAAGCUACAUGGCUGCUACACAAUCAGCAAAGGCGAAACUGCGGGGAAAUAGCUCACCAAAACUUAGCUCUGAUUCAGCAGAGAAAAACGGCUUCACUCGUCGUCACUCCCUUCCAUCCUCUAACAACGGUAAGAUGGUUUCACAUUCUCCACGUACACAAAGGCCAGCUAAUGCUGGUGGCAAGGAUGGAGCGAAAGGUGACAAGGCUAUGCUGUCAUCAAGAGAUGCAAGCGAGAGACCACUGAAAGCUGAGUGGAGACGUUGAGGCGGCGAAUCAAAUCCAAAUCCUUCAUUUGAUUAGCGCGACCGUUUGGGUGGAUGGAUCGCCCUUGCAGUUUGCUCGGAUUUGUUUUGUUUGUGAUGUAAAAAAAUGAUGUCCUUAUCGUCGGCGAGAUGAAUGAACCGGCUUUGUUGUGAUGAAUCCGCUGGGAGUCAACUUAUUUAUUAUAGGGUUUUCCGUCAUGCCUUUUGUGAUGUAUAGCUGAAGUAUUUUCCCGGUUUGUUUUGGUUUCCAGACCCCCCAGACUUCCUCCCUUCUCCUUGUUGAGAGCUGCUGAUGUUAGAGAGAAUGAGAACAUGCAUGGAUUGAAUUGAACAAUCUUACCCAUUUGGUGAAAUGUGGGCUGCGUUUUGACU